AAGCACCGGUUCAACAGGAUGGCGUUCAAGCAAAUUAUAGGCACCCUCCGGUGCUCGUUGCCCACAGCAGCACGGCUGCUCAGCGAGGCAACAGCUACUUCAGCUUCUAAGCCCUAUCCUGCACAAAUCUGUAGAGCGUUGGCCACAUCUUCGACGUUCAAGCAGGCGGUGGCAGAUGAUCUUGGGUCGGACUCGUCCAGAGUGGGAAAGCAGGGUUGGGGCCAGACAAAGAUUGGCCAGGUCCUGCAGUCCAAGCAUGAUGCAGGUGCAUGGCUGUGGUGUUCAAAGGAUGAUCUGGUCAUCGACGCGGUGAAGAAGAUGACAAAAGGCAACGUGGGAUCCCUGCUGGUCUUCGAUCCCGAGAAGAUCACGAUUGAUCAGCCCAUCAAGGAAGCCUCAGGCGAUGCAGUUGUUGGCAUUGUCACCGAGAGAGACUAUCUGACCAAGGUGGUCGUGAAAGAUCAGAGCUCGAAGGACCUGGCAGUCAGCCAGAUCAUGACGGAUAAGAGCAAGCUCAUGACAGCAACACCUCAGCAGAGUGUCGUGGACGUAAUGAAGCUGAUGACUGAGAACAACUUCCGUCACGUUCCUGUGGUGCACGAGGGCAAGUACCUGGGGAUGGUGAGCAUACGUGAUGUGGUGCAUGUGGUGGUGGAAGAGCACAAGGAGGAAGUGGGCCGCCUGCACGAGUACAUCCAGGGAUCCUACUGAGCAGACAUGCUGCAACGCGGGGUUGCCCCAAGGGAGAGUGGCAGUAUGCGUCCCAGAUCAAUCCUUUUAUCGGUGUGCCUUGCAUGAGCUGCAAGUCCCCUUGCUGGGGCUGGUGCCACUGUGCCAUACUGCCAGGGAAGCAAACAGGCCAGGUUCAGAUGAUGAACAGACUGUCACAAGAAUCUUUGACUUGUGCGUCGUCAGAUGAAAGCAGACUCGGGGCGUAGAGUUGUGAAUGUAGCGCACAAUAGGGCCUAUUGAAUAGGCCCUCCAAUGCAGGAUGACUUGAUGUGGAAAGCUGCAGCAGAGAGCAGCGGAUGUGUCAUGGGAUGUGAUCAUGUGGGAUGCAGCGCUGACAAGCUUUGAUCAGUAUUGUCACCUGGCAGACACCUGUGAGGCCAGAUGUACCAACAGAAUGCAUCGAGCGAUGUUCUAUUGACCCGCACAAUGCGUGUCUGUACCUGUCUGAUUCCAGCGUCCAUUGCCUGAUCUAGUAGACCUGCAGGAUUCUGAACGGGCCAGUGGUGUUUGCCACCUAGAGAUGUUAGAUGUAUACAAUGCCAGGAGCAGUCCUAUGCUGUCACACGGGCUUGCGAAACCAUUAUGCGGCUUGCCUUCUAGAUCUAUUCUGCCUGUAACAAGUAUGGCAUGUGC
Molecule: messenger RNA, 1365 nt
Organism: Coccomyxa subellipsoidea C-169
Lineage: Eukaryota; Viridiplantae; Chlorophyta; Trebouxiophyceae; Coccomyxaceae
Product: CBS-domain-containing protein
Exons: 7
Coding region: 19-711 (230 amino acids)
Source: RefSeq, a predicted model, not a curated record